CUAGUGCGCCAUGUUAAGAGGUAAAUAGGUCAAAAACCAAAACAUAAUCAGGUGUUGUUCCAACUGACCUAUCAAGAAUACAGCUUGGAGACGAGUUCUAAAUUUAAGCGCUAAAGAAAGGAACGUACUAUGAUGCAAGUGUGAUAUCUUUUAAAUGAUAAAUAACUUUCAGUGUUCAGAAGUGAAAAAUCGAUGAAGAUGAGUUCAAAUUGGAGGAAUUAGGACCACCAAAAUGGCUCCUGGAUCUGACCAGCUUCAUCAAGAAGCAGCUACAUCAUCUUUAAGAAGAAAUUAUUUGAUAUAACAACACAAUGGAAGUUGUGGGGGAUUAUGAGUACAGCAAGAAGGACCUGAUUGGCCACGGUGCUUUUGCUGUUGUCUUCAAAGGAAGAAAUAGAAAGAGACCAAGUCAUGUGGUGGCCAUUAAAAGUAUCACCAAGAAGAACUUGGCCAAGUCUCAAAAUUUAUUGAGCAAAGAAAUAAAGAUUCUUAAGGAACUUUCAGACCUUCAUCAUGAGAAUGUAGUGGCUUUACUGGAUUGUAAGGAAACAACCAACCAUGUUUAUUUGGUGAUGGAGUACUGCAAUGGAGGGGACUUGGCUGAUUAUCUUCAGGCUAAAGGAACACUGAGUGAAGACACCAUUGCCUCAUUCCUCAGACAGAUAGCUGCUGCAAUGAAAGUGAUGAAUGGGAAGGGUAUUGUCCAUAGAGAUCUAAAGCCACAGAAUAUACUGCUCUGUCACGAUGGAAAGGCAAAUACCCCCUCCACUGAAAUGAGGCUCAAGAUUGCUGACUUUGGAUUUGCUCGUUUCCUCAAUGACGGAGUGAUGGCUGCCACCUUAUGUGGAUCCCCCAUGUACAUGGCCCCUGAGGUGAUAAUGUCUCUGCAGUACGAUGCCAAGGCAGACCUGUGGAGUAUAGGCACCAUUGUUUUCCAGUGUCUGACUGGCAAGGCACCAUUCCAGGCACAGACUCCCCAACAGCUCAAGCACUUUUAUGAGAAACAUGCUGAACUCAAACCAAAUAUUCCCAAAGAUACAUCACCAGAAUUGAGAGAUUUGUUGUUAAAAAUGUUGAAAAGAAAUGCAAAAGACAGAGUAGAGUUUGAGGAUUUCUUCAAACACGCUUUCCUUCAACCACAGUCAGCUGCAGCAUCUUCCUCGCCCGUGCCGGUACCUGGUAGAGCCUCACAGGGAUGUUCUUCAGAGAGUCCCACCCCUCCCAGAUGUGUGUCUGCAUCCCCAUUGUCAGGGAAAGCUGAAUACUCAACCCCUCCCUCAAAGGUAACACAUGCAGUUGUACAGAUGGUGAAACAGCAGGAAGUGACAGAGCCUAUGCAAGCUUCCCAAGAAGGAGAUUUCUUAAAAGUGGACAGGGGACCUACCCCGCGGAGUAACAGUCCCUUAGAGAAUGACUUUGUACUAGUGCCAGAAGGAAUCGGUGAUCACUUGGAUGUUGUUGACCAGGGAAAAAUUCCAUCUCCAGAGGAUUUACAGGGAUUUGGUGAGCGUGCUAAACCUCAGGUUGUGAGAGUAGAACCCCGGGCAGGGUCUGUGGCUUUUAAGAAGAACACUAACAAUGUGGCCAGUCCUAGUAGACCUUCCACACUGCCCAUGCAACAGGCCCAGAACCAAUCAGAGCCCAUCCCGGUGCCCACCCAGGUCAAAGCGUUUGAGAGACUCCGGUCUUGCAGCUCUCCACACUCUAACUCAAACAAGUCUGGGAUGGAAAUAUCCCCUGCGGAAUCGGCCAAAUCAUCUGGUCAAAAUGUCAAGAUGUCGCCCCAGGUUGAGAGUAGAUUUUCUGCACCAGACAUCGGUUCAUUUUCACCACCAAUAGGUACAUUGAAAUUCAGCAUCGGCACCCCUCCCAGUGUGCCCACCCCCUGGAGGAAGAGCAGUUUUGGCAGCUCUCAGGGUGGGGGCCAAUACCACCCCGCCAAUGUCUCAAACUCGCCCAACCGUCGAGGAAGUAUGGGUAGUUCUCCUAUGGGCUUGAACCACAAUUUUUCAAGUCCUGGGUCAUUACCCACUAUCUUGGAUGCAUCACCUCAUUUUGAGUUGAACUGUGGGCCCCAGGUCACGGACAAUAUGCCCACUGAUCCGGUCAGGGCACCAUUUGGACACAGCAGACCUAGAACUAUUCCUGAUAGUAAGGGCACAAAGCGAUACAACCCUGCUGAAGUAGAUAGAAUAAAGAGGAAUGUCUUGGAGCGUUGCAAUACAGACCCAGGAACAGCAGAAGACAACAGUAUGCUGUCUCAGCAAGCGAGAGUGAACUAUAUGAAUCAGCAAGGAUUAAAUCUGUUGGAGGGGCAGGUUACCAGGUACACCAGCAAUGAACACCUUGUGUCCCCCAACGAAAACACUGUUAGAAUGGAUACACAGAGGGCAGGGUCAUAUCUAAGGAGAACAUUUAGUGCCACAACACCACCCUCCAAUUUGAUGUUCGCUCAGUCACCACCAAACAUGGAAGGACCUGUGACCUUUGUAGCCCCAGGGCUGGCAGAGGAAACACUAAUGGGAGAUAACCACAAUGAAAUAAUGGCCAAGCUGAGUUUUGUGAAUGAUUUGGCAGAGUGUGUGAUGGAGCUGGCCAUGGCAAAAGGAGCCCCUCUAAACACACUGUCAGAGUCUGUCAAUUGGAAGCAGGGUGAGGGUCCGCUGCAAGGAGAGCCAAUGCCAAAGUUUAUUGAAUCACAAAGGUUAUUGGAGCAGUUGGUCCUUUAUAUCAGAUCUCUGCAGUUGUUGUCAUCCUCGCUACAGCUAGCCAGGAGGGAGAUCAAGGAUGAGCGACUACAGGUCUCUAAUGCUCUCAAAACUUUGUUGAAGCAGAUGAAUGAACGCUACCAUCGUUGUGUGUCAGUCUGUAAGCAUAUUCAACAGAGACUGGGCAUUACAAUGCAGAAUGCUCUUACCCCACAGGUUGUCAUAGCAACUGCUGACAAAAUCAUCUACAACUACGCCAUUGAAAUGUGUCAAACUGCUGCUUUGGAUGAAUUGUUUGGAAAUCCUCAGGAGUGUUUCAAGCGAUACAACACAGCUCAUAUCCUUCUGCAUAGUUUGUCCCAGCAAGCAAGAAACAAUGAUGACAAAGAGCUCCUGAAUAAAUACAAAGGUGCAGUGGAAAGACGACUAUCACACAUACACUCAUCACAGGACUUCUAUCAUACGUAUGAUGUCAGCAGAUAACAGAGGAAAACUGGACCAGAGAAGAACCCAAUCAAGGAAUAUUGUCAUUGUAGUGACGAGCAAAUACUUUUAAUUCCAGGAAAAAAAAUUGUGGGGUUUUUUUUUCAACCAAAAAAAAACAACAACAAAAAAACAACAAAAGAAAACAAUGAAUGAAAAACAUUAAAAACCAUUACUGCCUAUCUACAUGUACACUGAGACAGACUGGAGACAGGAAUACUCAGGGACGACAGCUUUCCUCCAGACUCAUCAGAUUUAGAAACAGGAAAUGGCUGUCUGAAUGCUUUGCAUCCAUGAAUGAUAUUAUUUCAUAACUGAAAGAAAUACUGCAGUUGAUUGGGACUGUGUAAUAUUUACAUAUAUUGACACCUGCUAGAGAAGGAUCUCGUGUUAAUGUGGAUGUUUAUAGGGUAUUCUGGAUUGUUACAGCAAGGACUAAAGUUGUACGAUAAUGCAUCGUGGAUUUAGAAUUUAUACAAACGUAUAUUUGGCAAUGGAAAUCUGACUGUCAGUUGGACGGUGGAGAUGGAUAAAUGGUACUCACAGAAGUAUCAAAGUAUAUGAUAUUCAUAGAAAGCUCUACCCAAUUGUAGCAUAUCUUUUGCUAUAAGGCCGUUUUUGAAUAAUGUGUUAGCAUAUAUAUGUUAUGAAUGUGUUGUUUUGCUAGAAUUUUGCCGAAUUUUAUCCCUCCACAGUUAAUUUAUUGGAUUGUCUCCCUUGUGUUCAUUGUCUUGCCAGUGUAUUCUUUCAUCUCAUAGCAAAUGUCAUAAUGUUAUGCAUUGUAAAUACAUCUCCCCCUUAAACUUCAUUUUGUAAGCUCACAAAUCCUAAGUAGCUCUAACCAGUGAAUCAAACAUAUUAUGCUAAAUUUUAGCUUUGCUUGUUGCUAUUCAUGUGAAAAACUUACUGCCUUAAUUAUAUAUUUUGUUAGCAUUCAGCAAUAAUUUCAUCCUGCACUGUACUGUAGAAUAUCCUGAUAAUUACAUUUAGCAUUUGCUUGAAGGAAUCCAUGUACUUAAUGCAAUACCCCUGCUGCUGUAUGAAGCAUUUGUAACUAUUUCAUCUAUACCCAUGAUACUGGUAAAAAUCUUAGUUGUGAUAAGAUGAUUUAUUUAUGAAUGUACUAUGGUGUUUUUUUUUAACUAACCAUGUUGCACAACUAUUUCGCUUUGUAAAGUUAGCUUUGAAUAUGUAUGUUUAUGGUAUACAAAAUUCCAUUUUUGCUUGUAAAUAUGAUAUCUUACCCAUUUUCUCAUAAGGAGGGUUUUGAAGUAGUUUAAUCAUUAUAUUAGACGAAGACAAAGUUACUUGAUUUACUUGGAAGAAAGAGGAAUCUUUUAAGAAUUCUUUGUUCAGUCAUGUAUUAGUGGGAAAUGCUGCAAGUCAUACAAUGACAUAUGUUAAAAAGUUGUAUGAUAAGAUGAGAACGUGGAACAUUUUCUUCAGAUUUAUGUGAACAGAGAAUUUUGAAGAUGUUCAUUGUUGGAAGACACUGGUUUGCUGUAGUGGGUUUAGCCUAGUGAUCUGUUGAUAUAGUAAAAUGAUUAUAGUUUACAUAUUGGUCUUUCAGUAUUUUUGUUAUUUGUGAUUUUAUUGUUUUUCUGUAUGAUGGCUUAUUUAUACAAAAAUCUUGUCAGAUGAUAUAUGGGUAUUGAUUAAAUGUGUCAGAGUUCGUUUGACAUGUUGGUAGAUUAUCAACAUACAAGAUAGAGGAACAUUUGGAGACAUUUUAUGUUGUUUUAUAGUUGUAGGAUGUCUUUCAUGUUUUAGUAGUGGCUUUGCAUUGUUUAAUUCUUUUCCCCAAGAAAAUUCCAGAUUUGUUUUGAAAUUUUAUUUUAUGUAUUCGUUCAAUCAGUUACAGAUUAUCUAAUGAAACUUCUCAAAUCCAGCUAUGAUUGUGAUAUACAGAUUUUAGUGAAGAGAUCAGUUAUAAAGACGACCAUUUCAGGAUGCUUUUGUAAUCAUUGAAGGAGAAAAUGUGCCAAGCUCAUAUCCUGAAGAAGAUAAAUAGAUGAUUUCUCUAGUCUUUCACUGGCUUGAGAACCACUUGUGUUCCAUGGUAGUACAUGUACUUUUGUAAUACCUCAGAUUCUGAUGUAUGGCCAAGAUUUGUACAUUGUAUGAAAGAAAUAAAUGAUUUAAAAAAUAA
Messenger RNA from Ostrea edulis (European flat oyster), 5340 nucleotides. RefSeq names its product serine/threonine-protein kinase unc-51-like. Bases 312 to 3191 code for a protein of 959 amino acids. Gene Ontology annotation, biological process: positive regulation of autophagy; protein autophosphorylation; autophagy. The record is from RefSeq and is a predicted model, not a curated record. Gene Ontology annotation, molecular function: protein serine/threonine kinase activity; ATP binding. The transcript has 27 exons. Gene Ontology annotation, cellular component: cytoplasm; autophagosome. NCBI's taxonomy places the organism in Eukaryota, Metazoa, Mollusca, Bivalvia, Ostreida, Ostreidae.